AUGGCUCUGAAUGUAGAUGGAUUGAAGCGAUUACAGGAGGCCACAGAGCAGGUCUUAACUGAAACUCAAUCAAAAAUUGAUAAACUUAAUUUGAUGUUACAAGAUUACUGCUCAUUGAAGGAAAGGCUAAUCACUCUACCUGAUAAGUUAUCGUAUCAAAUCCUGGCCCCAUUUGGAAAAUUAGGCUUCAUGCACGGCCAGUUGAUCAAUACUAAUCAAAUCACAAUCCUGUUAGGAGACAAUUGGUUUGUUAGAACAUCUGCCAAACAUGCCUCUGGAAUAAUAGAGAGAAGAAUUUCAAACCUUGAAUUACAGAUUGGGGAAUUGAAGAAACAAAAAAACCUUAUAAAACCAAGGCAGCAAUUUACUUCUGAAUAUUUGCUGGAAAAUAAUGAAUGUGUCGAAAUAAAAGAGGAGUGCAAUGAUGAAGAAGACUCAAAGUGGAGAGAGAGACACAAAGAAAACCUCAGAAAAAGCAAAGAGAAACAGAUCCAUACUGGCAAAUCUACAUCAAAUACUGAAGAUGUUCAAGAAAACGAUGAAUCUAAGCUAUGGAAAAUUUUAGAAGAACUUGAAGAAAAAGAAGAUAAUUAUCUGGAGGUACCAGGAAAUGUUGAAAGUGAUGAACAAAAAAACACAGAUACACAAUCAAAUGAAGAUGACACCUUAAAGAAUGAAAACUCAGACAUAUUGCAAAAUUAUGAUGAUCUGUAUAAUGAUCUGUUCACCAACAAAAAGACAGCAGAAACUGAAAGUAGCAGUAGCCUGGGUAGAGUGAUUGCAGGUGAGGUGCAAACAAAAAAUAAAAAGUCAGUCAGCUGGGAAGAUGAAGAGAAUGAAAAAGAAAUAAAAGAUUUACACAGCACUGAAAAUUAUGAUAAUGUUGUUGCUGAUGAUGACAGUGAUGAAGACGAAGAAGAUAGUGAUGAUGCCAAUCAAAGCAUCACAGCGGCUUCACACCACUCCUCCGGAAGCACCAUUGAAACUCCUGGUGAUAUAUAUCCUCUCUACAUUAGCAAGCCUAAAUCAAUCCUUAAAAAAACGUUCAACAACGAAAAGGCAGGUGAAGAAAAUAAUGUUUGUAGCAAUGCAAACAUUAAAUUAACGAGCGAAGUCCACAAAAAAGCUCCUGCGAAAAUAGAAAAAAAUGAACAUACAGUUGACGUCGCUGGUCCAAGCAUAGAGGCUUGUUCGAGUUUUGUGGUGGAGAGAGAUGUGGCACCAAGCACAUCAAAUUCAGUAUUCAAAGACGAAAUUCCACGUAAAGACAAUAUUAGAAUUUCAAAAUUUAAAGCUAACAGACUUAAGAAAUAA
Messenger RNA from Helobdella robusta, 1314 nucleotides. RefSeq lists its product as hypothetical. The coding region runs from base 1 to 1314 and encodes 437 amino acids. The transcript has 7 exons. The record is from RefSeq and is a predicted model, not a curated record. Gene Ontology annotation, biological process: negative regulation of phosphatase activity; negative regulation of transcription by RNA polymerase II. NCBI's taxonomy places the organism in Eukaryota, Metazoa, Annelida, Clitellata, Rhynchobdellida, Glossiphoniidae. Gene Ontology annotation, molecular function: chromatin binding; transcription corepressor activity; phosphatase inhibitor activity.